AAAGCCCCUGCCCGGCCCGGCCCCCCGAGCGCCGCCGGGCCCGAGCGCCGAGCGCCGGCUCCGACAUGUCCGGCAAGAUCGAGAAAGCAGAUUCUGAGCGUUCUCAUCUCUCCUCGUUCACCAUGAAGUUGAAGGGCAAGUUUCAUUCACCAAAAAUAAAGAGAACACCUUCAAAGAAGGGAAAACAAGCUGACCUGACAGUGAAAACACCAGAGAAGUCAGUGAACAAAAAUGUCUCGUGGCUGGAGGAGAAGGAGAAGGAGGUCGUCAGUGCAUUGCGCUACUUUAAGACUAUUGUGGAUAAAAUGGCAAUUGAUAACAAAGUAUUAGAGAUGCUGCCAGGCUCAGCCAGUAAAGUGCUGGAAGCCAUCCUGCCCUUGGUGCAAACUGAUCCUCGCAUCCAGCAAAGUUCUGCCAUCUCGUCCUGCUACAGCCGCGUGUACCAGAGCCUGGCCAACCUCAUCCGCUGGUCUGACCAGGUGAUGCUGGAGGGGGUGAACUCAGAGGACAAGGAGAUGGUGACAACAGUGAAGGAUGUCAUAAAAGCUGUUCUGGAUGGAGUCAAGGAGCUGGUCAGACUCACGAUUGAAAAGCAGGAGCAUCCCUCUCCCACAAGCCCAGUUAAACCCAGUUUACCAGCAUGUAAAUCUGACAGCCCAUCAGAACUUCCCCUUACAGACCGAGAAAUGGAGAUCCUCAACAAGACAACCAAUAUGACUCAAUCCAACGAGCUGCUGACUGACUCCAUGGAUGAAGAAGUUGCACCUCCUAAACCCCCUCUGCCCAGCAUUCGUGUGGCAGAGAACAGCCCUCCACCAGCACUGCCCCCUAAAAAACGUCAGUCGGCACCUUCCCCGACCAGAGUGGCAGUUGUGGCCCCCAUGAGUCGAGCUACCAGUGGGUCCAGUUUACCUGUUGGAAUCAACAGACAGGAUUUUGAUGUUGACUGCUAUGCCCAGAGAAGAUUGUCAGGGGGAAGCCACUCCUAUGGGGGGGAAUCUCCUCGUCUCUCACCGUGCAGCAGCAUCGGCAAGCUCAGCAAGUCUGACGAGCAGCUCUCGUCCCUGGACCGCGACAGCGGCCAGUGCUCCCGGAACACAAGCUGUGAAACCCUGGAUCAAUCGGAUCACUAUGAUCCAGACUAUGAAUUCCUGCAGCAGGACCUCUCCAAUGCUGAUCAGGUACCUCAGCAGGUGCCAGGUAUCCUCAGCCCAUUGCCAGAGUCCUUGGGUGAGUCUGGCUCCCCUUUCCAUGGACACGCUUUCCAGCUCCCGCAGGGCAGCUCUCCUCCACUGGAAUUCUGCAGCCUCUCGGGAUCAGCACCACCAACAGAGACUCCUCCAGCUUUACCAGAAAAGAAGAGGAGAAGUGCAGCCUCCCAGACUUCUGAUAACUCAGGCUGCAGGGUGUCCUAUGAGAGACACCCUUCCCAAUAUGACAACAUCUCCGAGGAUGACCUGCAGAACGCCGUGGUUGUCCCAUCAAUACCCUUCACGCCGUUUGCUGCUGUUUUGCCUUUCCAGCAAGGAAACUCUUCAGCUCCAGUGGAAUUCAUUGCUGACUUUGCUGCUCCAGAUUCUAACAGUGACCCAGAAAAGCCACCACCUCUGCCAGAGAAGAAAAACAAACACAUGAUGGCCUACAUGCAGUUUGUGGAGGACUACUCAGAGCCACAGCCGUCCAUGUUCUACCAGACCCCUCAGAACGAGCACAUCUACCAGAAGAAGAACAAGUGGUUCAGGGAAGUCUGUGGGAUGAAUGACUCCUUUAUCAGCUUAGACCCCACUCAAGACCUGGCACCUCCUCCUGCUCUCCCACCGAAACAGCGGCAGCUGCAGGCCUCCUAUGCUGCCUCUUCUUUCUCUUCUGUCUCCUACUGUGUCCAGCAAACUAAAGUGCCCUUCACCCCCGAGGACUCCGGUGCCACUCAGGGCCUCACUAUGUCAGUCUCUAACUCCUUUCUCAGCCGGCACAGCUCCUUUCCUGUGCACUCGUACAAAUCUGUGUUUAGGUCCUACUCCCAGGACUUUGUGCCUCACAACCAAGUCUCCAUACCUCCUUUCCUGUCUUCUACCUCCUCCUCCUGCUCCACCCCGCCUUUUCCGCCCGUCCAUCCAUCUCCGACCCCCGACCUGGCGGUGCCCGCAGCAGCCAGCCAGUCACCCAGCACUGUGGAUGUGCCAAACUCCUCUUCUCAGGAGAGCAGCUUUAACGGGAAUGCUCCUGUCUGCCUUCCUUCUGAAACCUCUUUCACUGAUUCUCUCCAGACGCCUUCGAGUGAAAACGCCAGUGAGGAGGCUGGUGAGGGUGAAUACGUCAAUCUGUAUUCCUCUGGCCAGAGCAACGGGGAACUCCCUCGCUCUGAAGGAGAAUCUCCCUCUGUCAAAGACUCCAAAGACUCCGCUGUGAACAGCAGUGCCAUGGGGAAGGAGGGCAAAGAUGGUGCUGACAGGCAGCCACAGUCACCAGAUAAUUUGGAAUCGUCACAGCUGGAGGAAGAGGUAGAUGAGCUGUCCCUUAUUGACCACAGCGAAAUCAUGGCUAGAUUAACACUGAAGCAAGAGGGGGAUGAUGGGCCAGAUGUUCGUGGUGGAUCUGGAGACAUCCUGUUGGUGCACGCAACAGAGACCGACAGGAAAGAUCUGGUGCUGUACUGUGAAGCCUUUCUGACGACAUACAGGACAUUUAUUACCCCUGAAGAGCUCAUCAAGAAGCUGCAGUACAGAUAUGAGAAGUUUUGCCACUUCCCAGACACGUUUAAGAAGCGAGUCAGUAAGAACACCUUCUUCGUGCUGGUGCGAGUGGUGGAUGAGCUGUGCUUGGUGGAGUUGACAGAGGAAAUUCUCAAGCUGCUGAUGGACCUGGUCUUCCGGCUGGUCUGCAAUGGGGAGCUGAGCCUUGCCAGGGUGUUACGCAAGAAUAUCCUUGAUAAAGUGGAUCAGAAGAAAAUGCUGAGCUAUGCCAAUUCCAUCAAACCUCUUGCAGCCCGAGGGGUGGCAGCCAGGCCAGGGACACUGCAUGAUUUCCACAGUCAUGAAAUAGCCGAGCAGCUGACCCUCCUGGAUGCUGAACUCUUCUAUAAAAUCGAGAUCCCAGAAGUUUUGCUUUGGGCGAAGGAACAAAAUGAAGAGAAGAGCCCCAACCUGACACAGUUCACAGAGCACUUUAAUAACAUGUCCUACUGGGUCCGUUCAAUAAUUAUGCUACAAGAGAAAGCCCAGGACCGAGAGAGGCUGCUCCUCAAAUUUAUAAAGAUUAUGAAGCACUUACGAAAGCUGAAUAAUUUUAAUUCCUAUCUGGCCAUUCUUUCUGCACUGGAUUCUGCCCCCAUCAGAAGGCUGGAGUGGCAGAAGCAAACCUCAGAGGGCCUGGCUGAGUACUGCACCCUGAUCGACAGCUCCUCAUCCUUCCGCGCCUACCGAGCGGCUCUGGCCGAUGUGGAGCCCCCCUGCAUCCCCUACCUAGGCUUGAUUCUGCAGGAUCUGACCUUUGUUCAUCUGGGAAACCCCGAUUACAUUGACAGCAAAGUGAACUUUUCCAAGCGCUGGCAGCAGUUCAACAUCCUGGACAGCAUGAGGUGCUUCCAGCAAGUACAUUACGACAUCAAAAGAAACGACGACAUAGUGUCAUUCUUCAACGACUUCAGCGACCACCUGGCUGAGGAGGCCUUGUGGGAACUGUCCCUCAAAAUCAAACCUCGGAACAUCACGAGGCGGAAAACAGAUCGAGAAGAGAAGACCUAGGAGGAGGGAUGGUGCGAGCGAGGAGAAUUGCUCCACAGAGGCGCCGAGGGCAGCUAUGAGACUGGAGUUCAAUGUUUGUACCUGUCACUGGAUGACACACCCUCCCUCCCAGCUGGCAGCCAUCCCUGGGGGUGGGAAUGCCGGGCGCUCGCAGCCGGCCAGAGGUGACAGCGCGCGGCCGCCACCGAGGGCAGAGAUCGGCUGGUGCUCGCUGCACUCGCCCUCCUUCUCCUCCCGUCCCUCUGUGCCAUGAACCAGCUUUAAACCUGGGGAGAGAGCUGUGUGGAAGGAGAGUCCUGCACCAGCGCGUUGGUUUGCUGGCCCAUUCCAUCCGGGAAUAGCCCGGCUUCUGUUUUCGUCCACGAAGGAAGGUCAGCAAGAGCUCAGCACCCGCAGACUUGUCUCUGGAGUGACGUUGGGCAGGAGCAGACGUGGAAGCCAAGGGUUUGAGUCUCCCCUGCAAUGCCACCUCCAAACGUGUUCAUCCAUGGGAGAUGAGGAUGGAAGUGUUCCUGCUGCCUGCCAGAGGAGCUCUGCUUUCAGAGAGCUACUUGUGUUUACAGGGGUCUUGGUUCGCCCCAGAUCUCUGGCGCCUUCUUCGUGGGAGGAAGGCACCGGUCGUAGAUACGGAAGAGGCACUGAAAACGUGGGCAGGGACCCGCCAUCUCCAGUCAUCACAUCCCCCUCCUCCUCUCAGAUCUCGUUAUUUAAGCAACGGUAAAUCCCUCUGAACCUGGACACACGGACUACCCAGGUACUGCGGGUCACUGUCCGUGGCCCCGUGUCUCUUAGCGAUGGUACUUAGCUUUUGCACAGGAAAUGCUGUAGUAUAUGGACUGUACAUACUAGUGUUUAGAAUCCGUUGGGGAUUUUUGAUGCAUGUCUGAAUACUGAUGAAUUUAUAGGAAAAAAAAAAAA
This is a messenger RNA of Neopelma chrysocephalum (saffron-crested tyrant-manakin), 4661 nucleotides long. RefSeq names its product Rap guanine nucleotide exchange factor 1 (gene RAPGEF1). Gene Ontology annotation, biological process: Ras protein signal transduction; positive regulation of GTPase activity. The record is from RefSeq and is a predicted model, not a curated record. NCBI's taxonomy places the organism in Eukaryota, Metazoa, Chordata, Aves, Passeriformes, Pipridae. Gene Ontology annotation, molecular function: guanyl-nucleotide exchange factor activity. Gene Ontology annotation, cellular component: plasma membrane. The coding region runs from base 66 to 3743 and encodes 1225 amino acids. The transcript is spliced from 26 exons.